Platichthys flesus (European flounder) is the source of this 2432-nucleotide messenger RNA. RefSeq names its product usherin. The transcript has 6 exons. Lineage: Eukaryota; Metazoa; Chordata; Actinopteri; Pleuronectiformes; Pleuronectidae. The record is from RefSeq and is a predicted model, not a curated record. The coding region runs from base 408 to 902 and encodes 164 amino acids.
UCAGGUCCUAUGUUUCUUCCUUGUGUUUUCUAGGAUUCGUUUUCCCUCUGUGUAGGAAAGGAGUCAUCCAUUGGAAUAUCUUCUCAUGUCACUUGUCCCUCGCCUCUGUGGUGUUGAAGAGAGUGAGGUGGCAAGUAAAAGUAGCAGGAGUGAAAUAUUCAUGGGGCGACAGGUUUGAUCCUAAACGGCGGCAGGUCUUUGGCCUUCUGAUCGAUGCAUGACACGGCGAGGGGCUGCCAGCACGGGCCGCCACAGACUGAACCACGGACCUCAGCACUGAUUCACAGAGCCCCACUCCUCCUGGGGUAGGAGGAGGAGGUGGACAAGGAGUGGGUGGUGGUGGCGAGCGGGCAGAGGGCGGUCAGGGCAACCGGCCGGUUGUCCAGGAGCUGUGGUUCAUCGUCGUGAUGGCAGCCAUCGCCCUCCUGCUUCUGGCCGUCGUGUUGGGUGUCACUCUUCAUAAGGCCCUGAACAAACCCCCCUUCCCGCGAGAGAGACCCCCUCUGGUGGCCCUGCCCAUGCAGAAGAGGAACCCCAUGGCUGUUUACCCAGCAAGCAACUCUGUCUUGUUCAACACCGUGCAUGACACAACAGGCUUCUCCAACAGUGUCACACUCAAGGGCUUCACCAUGAAGAUGGAGGAAGUGUUUGAGGCUAAGUGUGAGCCCUCUGACCACGCCCCUCCUCAGGGCGAGCUCGGGAUCCUCAGCGUGAACUCUCUGAGACGCAGCGUCAGCCAGGUGAUGGACGGCAAGUCGCUGACAGACGAUGGAACGUGGGACCCAAACAUCUCAGGCCAUGACAGUGGGCUGUUUAUGGAAGAUGAGGAGUUUGUCGACACCGUCAAAGGCUUCAGCACCGUGAGGAAGGAGCACACCAUGUUCACUGACACCAACCUGUGACCUGAGGACGACCUUUGACCCUCACAGGAAAACACAGCCACAGGGUCACAUUAUAUCCACCCGGUUUUGUCUCAAACCCGGAGUUUAGUUGUCAGAGUUCACAACUGAGCGGAAGGGAUAAAUGAAGGAAGAAGAAGAAGACAUGAUCCGUGAUUACACUGUUGGAUUAACUGUGGCAACUAAGUGAGAAACGUUAAAACGGGACACAAAAAUAUGACUAUCGAGCGUAAAAAGGAAGAACCUAAUUUUGAAAAAAAUUAGGUUUUAUUUCUCGUCAUCAAAUAGAGACUCCUAACACGAACAGAAAAAGACAAAUCAAAACAAAGAUAUAGUGGAAGAAGCAGCAGAACAUGGUUAUGUAUUUGGGUAUUUUAAUUGUUUUUUCCCUUGCUUGAGGGAGUAGUUAUAUCUGAUAUUUUUUCAAGAUGCAUACCUUUUUGUUCACAGAAGGUGUAAUUCCCUAGUUAGCACGGACUGUGAGCACUGAGCAGCUCCAACACAAAAACCUGACAGAUAUGCCCCAUUCCUUAUGAUAUAUAGGAAAAAAAUCCCCCAAUAAUCUAUGAAUUAUUAUCUGGGAAAUGUCUCCAAAAAUGUUAUAAAGUAAUAAAUACAUUUCUGGACCUGCAUCGAAAUUUGAAGGAGUCGUCCCUGUCCCAUGCUACCUCCUCACACCAGGUUUCGUGCUAAUCCGACUUGUAGUUUUUUUUUUUAUCUUAAAUACAAACCAACAGUCGGGCAAAAUCAGAUGCAAGGCUUUAGAAUAUUAAUUGUUGUACAAAUGAUUUUUCAAAUACCUUCAGUAAAAUUUGCUGCACUAAAGGCUGCUGCUUAAACAGCCGACAUGCAAUGUUUGAAAGAAUAACAUCAGUUAAGUAAACUAUAAUUCACAAUGAAGACAAUAUGUUGUUCUUCAUUAAAACAGGUCAGCAAGAAUUUCACAUUUAUUUUAUAAGAUUAAAAACUGGAAAGAUAUCUGACUAUGGAAAUAACAUUUUCGGUUAAUUUCCUGUUGGUGGAGACAGUGAGUCUGAAGACCCUGCACAGAGCCGACAAAACCACUGGUGCUGCAUGGACGAGGGCCAGGACUGUCAAAAAAACAUGGAGAGAACAUUGGCAGAGUGCAGACACGGCAUGCAGCACCAACUGGACCCAAUUACACCAUUUGACAGAUCUCCCUCCUCUUCCUCCACAUGGAAGAGAGCAGCUGUUGUUUCUGAAGGUCUGUGAUGAAGGCCAGGUGGAGCAGCCGAAGACUCCAAGUCGAUUCCGUGAGAAGAGCUCAGGUACAAUUAAUUGUCACCGAUGAAGCUGAGCGCAGUUUUCAGAAGUGUACUGCCAUGUGUAGAUGCAUUUUUUGUCUUUGCCACACAUCAGCCACUCUUUUUAUUUUUCCAUAGCAAGAGUUCCAAGGUUUAUUUACCUUUUUUUUUUGCAUCUACAGCAUAACCUGUAAUAAAGCGACUGAGUUUUCUCGAGGUCGUGAUAUUUUUUAUCUUGCAGACAUACUUUGCACACAUGGAAAAGCAC